AAGCAUUUUGAGGGCAGGGAAAUUAAGCAGAAUGCUCGGAACCUCUACUAAUUAUCCAUAGGCGCUUAGGAAUAGUGGUUUGUUUGUAAAGGCAUGGAGCAAACAAUAUCAACAACCCCGAAGCUAUUCGUUACAUCGAUCGUGGAAAAUAAGGAUGAAUUAGAGGAGAAAUACGAAAGAAGUUUUAAUACACUCCAGAACCUGAUAUCAGGGUUAUCAGAAAAAGAAGCCCAAAAUGCCCUGAACAAUGCUGUCUGCAAAGAUAAGAACCAUGAAGAAGUGUCACUUGGUCUUCUGUUUGUUAUUCUAACAGAACCGCAAAGUGCUGCCAAGAGCUAUCGAGAUCUUACCCUUAUCACCCGUGAUGGUCUCACUCUGGUUUUGAAUCAUUUAACACAGCUCAUUCUGGAGCGCUACCUGCGCCUUACUGAUACAGUACGGACUCAAGUAUUGUGGCUUGUAAGAGAAAUGAUUCGAAAUGCAGUCACAAAUGUAGAUAAUCUUUGCUGGAAUCUGAUGAGGCAUGCAGCAGGUGGUGAUGUCUCAUCACGGAACAUUAUGCUUGUUGAAGCAUUAUUGGAUAUCUACAAAGAAAACAGAUCUUGGUUAGACAAAUUCCCAGUGUUAAUUGCAUCUGUGGUGUAUGCUUAUUUACGCCUUAUUGAAGACCAUGCUGUCCCAGCAUUGACUCAAUUAAGACAUAAAGAAGUUGUCUUUGUGGUGACACUUAUCAGAGAACGUUUUGCGGAUUGCCUUGUAAUUGGCCGAGACUUUGUUAGACUUCUUCAGAAUGUAGCCCGUAUUCCCGAAUUUGAACAACUCUGGAGAGAUCUCCUUACAAAUCCAAAAUCUCUUUGUCCAACAUUCACAGGUGUAUUACAGUUGCUUCAGACACGAACAUCACGGAGGUUCCUGCAGUCCCGUCUUACGCCUGACAUGGAGAGAAAGUUGGUGUUUCUCACAUCCCAAGUUCGCUUCGGAUAUCAUAAACGUUACCAAGAAUGGUUCCAGAGACAGUAUUUGGCCACACCUGAGUCACAGUCUCUUCGCUGUGACUUGAUCCGUUUUAUCGUUGGGGUAAUUCAUCCAACAAAUGAAUUGCUUUGUUCGGAUAUCAUCCCUCGAUGGGCAGUUAUUGGUUGGCUUCUAACAACAUGCACUUCAAGUGUAGCUGCAUCCAAUGCAAAACUGGCACUUUUCUAUGACUGGUUGUUCUUUGAGGCUGAUAAGGAUAACAUCAUGAACAUAGAACCAGCCAUUCUUGUUAUGCAUCAUUCAAUGCGAUCACAUCCAGCUGUCACAGCCACAUUACUUGAUUUUUUAUGCAGAAUCAUUCCAAAUUUUUACCCUUUGUUAGCUGACAAAGUCCGUGCUGGGAUUUUUUCAUCUCUUCGUCAAAUUUUGGAAAAAAGAGUGUUACCAACUUUGUUCCCUCUUUUUGACAAUCCAAAACUUGACCGAGAGCUGAGAGCAAUGGUCAGGGAAGCAUUCAAGGAAUUCUGCCUCCCACCAACAACAGAAGGUAAAGAUGAUUUCAACUCUGGGAUUCAUAUGAACACAAAGGAAGAACCAACAGAGCAAAUGUUAGAUGGCCAAGAGAACCAUACGCCUUCCAAUAAUCAUCUCGGUGAUUCAGAACCAACAUUCAGCGAUGAUGAGGAAGAAACAGCAGCUCCAACACUUACCCCCAUCCCACGAAGUACGGAGGAUGAGGAGGAUGAUGAUGACAUUCCACUAGGUGAUGCAAGAACAAAAGUGAGAUUAAAGGAGAAACCUGCUGUGGCUGAAGGAAAACUGCAGGAGAGUGAAUUGGAUAUAGUACAACAAUUAGAAGGAGAAAUACGGGUCGCUGUAGAAACAUUGCAUCUAGAACGAGACAAUGAAGCGAAAUGCCAAGCUAUGGAAAGGUUGGUACAAUUAGUCAUUCAAGAAGAAGAUAUGGACGCUGAAGUCAUUUCUCUGUUGGGCUCAUGUCUCUGCACUGUUUUAAAAGAGCAAUUGGAAGGAAAAGUCUUUCCUGUAGAUGUUAAUGAUGAAACACUUGAGGACAGUAUAGGUCGCCCAUUGUUUGUUAUGUUGCGCAAUGUAGUACAGCUGCCAGAGGGUGAUCCACGUAGGCACCCUAUUUUAUCUGUCCUGGCAGAAAUGUCGAGCCACCAGCCAAGAGUGGGCUAUCUACUUCUGUAUUUUCUUAAGGCUUGUAAAUUAAAUGAUGGAAAGUCAUCAGCGUACUGUGAAUUCUGUCAAGCACUGGACAAGGAAUUAGAAAGUUGCUUGCUUACUGACUUGGAGCUCUGCCAGGAAGAUGACGUGAACUUGUUUUGCUGGCUUGUACCUGAAGUAUACAUUCAGUUCCCAUCAGUUGCAAUUGGUCAUGCCCAACUCCUGCACUUGGUUGUAUCAACAGUGGAUGCAGCCCAGUUACAAGACUUGGUGUGUCACAUUCUACAAGGACGCCUUGUUAUGUUCCGUUCGGACUCCUUCCGAGCGCUUUUAUCAGCCAGUCUAUCGUGGGAAACGUUUGAACAGUAUUUCCUUUGGCAGUUAGUCACAGCUCAUGGAAUUCCUAUAGACUAUGUUUUACCAAUUUUGCCAAGGUUGGAAUUUUCAAGUCAUGCAGAAGCCCUGACAUCGAUCUUGCUCAUGUUGAAACAGGAAAGACCUACAGCUGAGCUUCUGAAACAUCUACUGUCUCGUGAAGUACGACCUCCACAGGAUGUGUUUGUGGUUUCUGCACUUAAGUACUGGUGUCAAGAACAUGAAGAAAAGUUGGGAGAGUUAGUGGCCAAUCUCUUAAGUAGUCGGUACCCAAAUACCUCCCCAAAUAAACGAAAACGUGGUGGUGGUGGAGCGAACAGAGCUGGUUUGGGGGCAGGAGCUGGUCCUCCUAGUGCUGAGCAAGUGCUUGGACAUCUAGACCAGUUAAGACAAUGUUGUCGACAGAAUAAUUUCCACCUUUAUAGCUUAGACUCCAUGCAAAGGGCACUACAACAGGCUCAGAGUUUAUGCACAGACGUUCAGCGGAAGAAGUUUAGUGAUUUAUUUGCUCUAGCUGAGGUGGAUGAAGUGGAAACUGCCGCACCAAAGCCUUCAGGUGGCAGUAAAGUGAGUGCAGCUGGGAGGGGAAGGAAAGGGGUUUCCAGCAAUAGUAGCACUGGUGGGGGAAGCAAAGCAGCAGCUGCCAGCAAAAGUAGAGCAGCCACAAAAGAAGUAUCAGAGAGUUCAGAAGAAAGCAGUGAAGAAGAAGAAAUAGUGAAACCCAGACAUUCAAAGAAGAGGAAAAAGGUGAAUCCUGUUGGCUCAGACAGUGAUUGACCCACCAUCAGUGUGAAUUGUGGCAAUAUACAUUGGGGAUAUGUUGGCACCGUCUUUGCCACAUUUUAUACCACGAGCUUUUUAUACAUUCUUCAGUGAAACACGUCACAAGAAACAUAAUCAGAUUACUAUAAUUUUGGAAAUUGGAGGAAAGUUUUGAAAGUAAUUUCAGAGUUAAGCAAAUUACAUUGCUGAAAUGCAAAGUGGUCAAGUUAUCCAUCAUAUUCUGUUACUUUAAUAGGAACUUGAUUUUUGAGUAAUAGUUGUUCGUUGUUAAGAAGAUAUUACAUAGCUGCGGUAUUUUAAGAGGAACUCUUUCAUACACUAAAAGAAUAUGGAUUUUGGAAUAAUAUUAACUGGUAUUCCCAGUUCAUGUUUUGAAUCCAUAUGUUUGUUGUAAAUGGCAUCCCACAUUGGGAAUUUGAAUGGAUAAGAAUGUUGUGUGUGUAUGUAUGUACGUUUGUAAUAUAUUAUGUUGUGUUUGUUUUGAAUGAUUGUACUGUGUCUUACUGCCCACACAGUAAAUUGCAUCUCAUUGGCUUUAACCACCAAUAAUCCUUGUAAAAUCUUUGUUUUGUGGGAUUAUAGUUUAAAAUAGUUUACAAGGAUUUCUUAAUCUUGUACACAUAUUUCUUGUAAAUAAAUGCACAGAAACUUUUGUACAUUUCCUAGCAUAAUAUAUGUGAAUAUUAUGUUUUUUAAAUUAAAACAUGAAAUUGGA
Messenger RNA from Cryptotermes secundus, 4036 nucleotides. It is a transcript of the gene IntS3, whose product is annotated as integrator complex subunit 3. NCBI's taxonomy places the organism in Eukaryota, Metazoa, Arthropoda, Insecta, Blattodea, Kalotermitidae. The transcript is spliced from 16 exons. The coding region runs from base 94 to 3315 and encodes 1073 amino acids. The record is from RefSeq and is a predicted model, not a curated record. Gene Ontology annotation, cellular component: cytoplasm.